GACGCGUUCCACACGAAAAGCGCGUUUAGAGACGCGCCAUGGAUUUUUUUACUUCUUCCCCUCUGUCCAAAUGCCCCUUAUCACAAAACAACAUGAACUUAGCAACUCAACAUUAGAUUCUCAAGACUUUCCCCCCCCCCCCACUUAUGCCACAUCCUUCUCUAUUAAACCACUAAGAACUACCGUGGCAUCCCGUGCUCCAACUAUUUACUCUAAUUAACUAUAUUAACCUCACGAAAUAACAAAACAAUCAAGAAUUGAGGCAUCAUGGAUAGUUUUAUGCUUCGCGAUGAAGCAGCCAAGGAGCGCAUUCGCUUGGCCGAAGAAUUCCUUGAUCCUCAUGAUCAACAUGCGAGGAGUUAUAGAUCCGAUAUCAUCCUAAUGCUGCAGAAGAACCAGAGACGGUUAGUCGUCAACUUAGACCACGUUCGUGACCACAACACAGAACUCGCAGACGGCUUAUUAUUCGAUCCCUUUGAUUAUACCUUGGCCUUCAACCAUGCCCUCAAGGAGAUCGUAAAAACCAUCCCUCAAGCACGACCCGAUCAAACCGACCCGGAUGUUUUAUACUACUGUGCUUGGGCGGGCAGCUUCGGCCUAAAUGCUUGCAAUCCGAGAACACUGUCGUCAAACCACCUGAACCACAUGGUAUCGAUCGAAGGCAUCGUUACAAGAUGUUCGCUCAUAAGACCAAAGGUUGUAAAGAGUGUACAUUACAACGAGAAGAAAAAUAUUUUCCACUUCCGCGAAUAUCGUGAUCAGACUAUGACCAACGGCGUGACCACAUCAAGUGUCUAUCCUCAAGAAGAUGAGGAGGGUAACCCACUCUUAACAGAAUACGGGUUCUGCACGUAUCGGGACCAUCAGACAAUUUCCAUACAAGAAAUGCCUGAAAGAGCUCCCGCUGGCCAACUUCCCCGUGGUGUAGAUGUCAUUUUGGAUGAUGAUCUAGUCGACAAGGUGAAACCCGGUGACAGAGUCCAGCUUGUCGGGAUUUUUCGAACACUGGGAAACCGAAAUACGAACCACAAUAGCGCCCUUUUCAAGACUAUAAUUCUAGCGAAUAACGUCGUUCUUCUCUCAUCCAAGGCAAGCGGCGGUGUAGCAACAGCGACCAUUACCGACACCGACAUCCGUAACAUCAACAAGGUUGCGAAAAAGAAAAACCUCUUCGAGCUUCUGUCACAAUCAUUGGCGCCCAGUAUCUUCGGUCACGACUAUAUCAAGAAGGCGAUCCUAUUGAUGUUACUAGGUGGUAUGGAGAAGAACUUAGAAAAUGGCACACAUCUCAGAGGUGAUAUCAACAUUCUCAUGGUCGGUGAUCCGUCCACGGCUAAGUCUCAACUUCUACGCUUUGUGCUCAAUACUGCACCAUUGGCCAUUGCAACAACCGGUCGUGGUUCGUCAGGUGUCGGUCUAACAGCUGCGGUUACUACUGACAAGGAGACUGGCGAAAGGAGGCUAGAAGCUGGUGCUAUGGUCAUGGCAGACAGAGGCGUUGUCUGCAUUGAUGAGUUUGACAAAAUGUCGGAUAUUGAUCGAGUUGCUAUCCACGAAGUUAUGGAACAGCAAACGGUUACUAUUGCCAAAGCCGGCAUUCAUACAUCUCUCAAUGCCCGCUGUAGCGUCAUCGCAGCCGCCAAUCCUAUUUUUGGCCAAUACGACACUCACAAGGACCCGCAUAAGAACAUUGCCCUUCCGGAUUCUCUCCUAUCGCGUUUCGAUCUUCUAUUCGUUGUCACGGAUGAUAUCGAAGACACCCGGGAUCGCCAGGUCUCCGAACACGUCCUACGUAUGCAUCGCUAUCGGCAGCCUGGUGCUGAUGAGGGUGCUCCAGUUCGCGAAAACGCUCAACAAGCUCUCAGUGUUGCACUUCAAAGUCAAGACGCCGCUCAGAAGCCUACCGAAGUAUACGAGAAAUACGAUGCGAUGUUACACGCGGGUGUUACUCUCACUACUGGUCGCGGCGCCAAUAAGAAGCGGGAAGUUCUUAGCAUCCCAUUUAUGAAGAAGUAUAUCCAGUACGCGAAGACAAGAGUUAAGCCGGUACUAACCCAGGAUGCCUCGGAACGUAUUGCGGAAAUAUAUGUCGGGCUACGCAACGACGAGAUGGAAGGUAACCAAAGGAGAACAUCUCCUUUGACCGUCCGUACACUAGAAACGCUGAUCCGUUUGGCAACUGCACACGCCAAGUCACGGCUCUCGAACCGAGUAGAAGAACGAGAUGCGUUAGCAGCCGAAGCUAUCCUCCGAUUUGCCCUGUUCAAGGAAGUUGUUGAGGAUGAGUCAAAACGCAAGCGCAGACGUACUCAGCGAUUAGAGUCAGACUCGUCAGAUGAGGAUAGCGAUGGCGACGAUGGUGAUCGUGGUGACAGUAGCUACAGAGGAUCGACGGCUCGUGGUAGGACUGCCCCGUCAACUCGCACGACCGGUCGCAGCCAACCGUCCGCCAACGGCAGCCGCCGUCCUAACGGUACAAGCACCAGCAAGGGUUCCGGUACCCCCGCACGAGGAAACAACGAAGAUGAUGAAGAUGAAGACAUUUACAGCGCCACACCGCGACGAUCCAACCGAAGCGGUCCCGCGUCAUCAUCAAACGCACCCGUAACUUCCCAGGUCUCAUUCGCCUCGUCUGUGCCGGCGUCUCAACUCGAGACGCAGGAAGAGGACACGCAAGAGGACGCGGAACUAGUAGCCGGCGCAGCCGAGCUCAACAUUGACGCGCCUAUCACUCCCGAGAGAUUAACUGUGUUCCGAACGGCACUCGGACAGCUUCUGAACACAGACCUGUUCGAAGAUGACUCAGCCAAUGUGGCCCAGGUCAUUGAGGCAGUCAACAAACGCAUUGAAGGGAAGGAGACUGCUUUCCCGAGAGCGGAGGCUAUCAAGGCGCUUAAGAAAAUGGAUGACGCAAACCAAGUCAUGUAUACGGACGGAGAUUUAGUAUACAAGAUCUAAAGUGCGACAAGCACCACGGCGAGAUGUUGUUACUGUCUUAAAUUAAUUGGUUCAUUCGGCUUGACGAGUUAUGAGGACCGAUGAGUUCGAUGUGGUUAUCAUGAUUGUAUCACGGUCUUAGCAAUCCCCAUUGUUACGGCAUAUGAAGCCUACCUAGUCUGGUAUUUUAGGGCGGGUAUAACCCAAUCCCACCUAUCGAAUGGAUAUAGAGUAUUACGAAGAGACAUAAGAGAGAGGGGGUUAUGCGAUGUGACGAGCCACGCUAUUAAUGGACAUUGGUUUGGGAUGUUCGGAUAGGUUAUACAUUAGGUACCAAUAAACCUAACAUUGAGUACUA
Daldinia caldariorum is the source of this 3295-nucleotide messenger RNA. RefSeq names its product MCM-domain-containing protein. NCBI's taxonomy places the organism in Eukaryota, Fungi, Ascomycota, Sordariomycetes, Xylariales, Hypoxylaceae. The coding region runs from base 268 to 2958 and encodes 896 amino acids. The transcript is spliced from 3 exons. The record is from RefSeq and is a predicted model, not a curated record. Gene Ontology annotation, cellular component: nucleus; MCM complex. Gene Ontology annotation, molecular function: ATP hydrolysis activity; single-stranded DNA binding; single-stranded DNA helicase activity. Gene Ontology annotation, biological process: DNA replication; mitotic DNA replication initiation; double-strand break repair via break-induced replication.